CCCUCCUCCUCCUCCUCAGGCCGCAGGAUGUCGGCGGCGUCCAAGGUGGCGCUCGGGGUUUCCGCCAUAUUGACAGCGGGGACGGUGGCCGGGGUUCACCUCCGGCAGAAGCUGGAGAGGGAGAGACUGCGAGAAGGGGUUUACAGAGAUCUUGAACGACAGGAGCGCAAAAAGGAGAAUAUUCGGAUCCUGGAAGAACAGAUUAUUCUGACAAAGAAGCUGGAAGCAGAUCGACUUAAACAAAGUACCUUGGUUUCUGGCAGUCCUCAACAAACCGGAAAUCAGUAACCAGUUCAUUUUUCUAACGUGGAUUGAUGACUUUCGAUGUUUAAUUGAUGAAGAAUAUUUUCCCUGACAUAAUAAAAAUAAUUUAACAAAUUAA
Molecule: messenger RNA, 382 nt
Organism: Amblyraja radiata (thorny skate)
Lineage: Eukaryota; Metazoa; Chordata; Chondrichthyes; Rajiformes; Rajidae
Gene: pet117
Product: PET117 cytochrome c oxidase chaperone
Exons: 2
Coding region: 28-288 (86 amino acids)
Biological process (GO): mitochondrial respiratory chain complex IV assembly
Cellular component (GO): mitochondrion
Source: RefSeq, a predicted model, not a curated record